GCACACAAUAAGUUUUGGGAUUCGCGGGUCCGGUUUAGUUUCUGAUCAAUGUGGCCCAAGGCCCCCGGGGAGAGCGCAUGGGGACCCGGCUGCUGCGGAGUUGGGAGAUGGCUCGAGUUUAAAGCGCGUCUUCGUUUCUCUGCGGGGAUGAGGCGAGAGGUGAAGGAACUCGUCCUGGACAACUGUCGGUCGAUUGAAGGCAAAAUCAAAGGCCUCACAGAUGAGUUUGAAGAACUGGAAUUCUUAAGUACAAUCAACGUAGGCCUCACCUCCAUUGCGAACUUACCAAAGUUAAACAAACUCAAGAAGCUUGAACUAAGUGAUAACAGAAUCUCGGGGGACCUGGAAGUAUUGGCAGAAAAAUGUCCGAACCUUAAGCAUCUAAAUUUAAGUGGCAACAAAAUAAAAGACCUCAGCACAAUAGAGCCGCUGAAGAAGUUAGAGAACCUCAAGAGCCUAGACCUGUUUAACUGUGAGGUGACCAACCUGAAUGACUACCGAGAAAACGUGUUCAAGCUCCUGCCCCAGGUUACGUACCUCGAUGGCUAUGACCGGGACAACAAGGAGGCCCCUGACUCCGAUGUUGAGGGCUACGUGGAGGAUGACGACGAGGAAGAUGAGGAUGAGGAGGAAUAUGAUGAAUAUGCCCAGCUAGUGGAAGAUGAAGAGGAAGAGGAUGAGGAGGAAGAAGGGGAGGAAGAGGAUGUGAGUGGAGAAGAGGAGGAGGAUGAAGAAGGCUACAACGAUGACGGGGAGGUGGAUGAGGAGGAAGACGAAGAGGAUGCUGGUGAAGAAGAGAGGAGUCAGAAGCGAAAACGAGAACCCGAAGACGAGGGUGAAGAGGAUGACUAAAGGGGAAUUCGCCUAUUUGGGGAAAUUCCUAUUGUGAUUUGACUGUUUUUACCCAUAUCCCCUCCCCCCCUCCCCCUCCUAUUCCUGCCCCCCGAAACUUAUUUUUUUCUGAUUGUAGCGUUGCUGUGGGAAUGAGAGGGGAAAAGUGUACUGGGGGUUGCCGGGGGGUGGGGGGAGGGGGAGGAAUAAAAUACUAUUUUUACUGCCGCUCUUUAUUUUCCCCUCCUUUUUCCUUGUGUCUGGUUUUGUCCCCAUAAUGCAAUAGUUUAGUACACACCACGCCAUUGUUUGUUCUUAUCCUCUGGAGAGGGGGCGGCUUUGAGGUCUCCUUUUGGUAUGUCCCACAUCCCCAGAGUUGGUCAGGAGGCUGUGGCUGGCCUCCACCAGGUGACUCACCGCCCAGGAGGCGCUGAAUCCCAGCCCCACGUCUUCGGUAACUCUGUUCUGGUUCAUGUGGUCUCUGCUAGAGGCACCCGGCACCCGGGUUUGUAAAUAGCAACCUAAAGGCGUAUUUUGGCACUGGUUUGGGGACAUUCCCCAUCUCUCAUCCCUUUUCCCCCUUCGCAGAUGGCAGUGGGCUUUGCUUUCGCAAAAAAGAAACUUGUGUUGCUCUGAGGCUGUGAUCCUGAGAGCCUAAAACCGGCAGGCUUAGGAGAUACGAGUAAAAUGGGUUUGGUAAUCAUAAUGAAAAUAGGUGAACCUUCAUAUUUCAACUUCUUUAAAAAAAAAAAAAAAAAAGCAACCCAUAACCUGUCCUCUCUCGUUGUGUAAAAUAUUAUCGCAGUCUGUUUUGCAGAAAUGACAGGAGAUGCUCCAGCUUAGAACAUUUUUGCAAAUCUAAGCUCUGGAGGCUCGCUGCAUGUCCACUGGGUAGCUUUGUUUUGUUUUGUUUUCCUUCUCGCAUACCUUGGAGCACGGAAAAGGAAUGCAAGGUUGUAUUUUCUUACCUAGUGGACUCUGAAGUGACCGCAGGCUCCUCCUGGCGAAUGCUGCCUGCUUUCGGCGUCCCCCUUCCGGAUUGCUUUAGAAGUGACAUGCUGUUUCCUACCCUGUGUCUCAUCUGUACAAAGAACAUCUGCAACCCGUUUUUCUCCCACCCUUGAGAAGAGCCAAACUUUGAGUUUUAUGUCUGUUUGUCAUUGAUAAAUUUCAAUAAAUCUUUUUGAUACAAUUUUUUUGGGGGAUGGCUUCUUUUGAGUCCUUACGAGCCACUGAUCGUCCAAGGAUCAACCGCUGGCCCCGGAAGGAAGUCUUGUUAUUGUCACCUGCUAAAACAGAGUAUGUCACCUUACACCAAGGCUGGAGACUUUGUUCUCAAAGCAAGGCUGGGUGGGAUGUGUGCUCCUUAAAUGCUACAU
This is a messenger RNA of Peromyscus leucopus (white-footed mouse), 2210 nucleotides long. It is a transcript of the gene Anp32a, whose product is annotated as acidic nuclear phosphoprotein 32 family member A. Gene Ontology annotation, biological process: nucleocytoplasmic transport; regulation of apoptotic process. Gene Ontology annotation, molecular function: histone binding. Gene Ontology annotation, cellular component: perinuclear region of cytoplasm; nucleus. The record is from RefSeq and is a predicted model, not a curated record. The coding region runs from base 49 to 852 and encodes 267 amino acids. The transcript is spliced from 7 exons. NCBI's taxonomy places the organism in Eukaryota, Metazoa, Chordata, Mammalia, Rodentia, Cricetidae.